Nasonia vitripennis (jewel wasp) is the source of this 7211-nucleotide messenger RNA. Its product is annotated as RNA-binding protein fusilli. Gene Ontology annotation, biological process: regulation of RNA splicing. Bases 717 to 3170 code for a protein of 817 amino acids. Gene Ontology annotation, cellular component: ribonucleoprotein complex; nucleoplasm. The record is from RefSeq and is a predicted model, not a curated record. Lineage: Eukaryota; Metazoa; Arthropoda; Insecta; Hymenoptera; Pteromalidae. The transcript is spliced from 10 exons. Gene Ontology annotation, molecular function: mRNA binding.
GCGCUGCGCAGUCGCCAGGUGAGCACAGAGAGCGAGGAGAACGCGCCGGUCCCCCCUCCCCUCCUCUUUUCUCUCCGUCUAUCUCUCUCUCUCUAUCUCUCUCUCUCUCUCUCUUUCUCACGUUGGAACUGUAAUACCUGCGCGUGCAGCGUUUUUCCACCGUGUGUGCAGUCGUAGCGCGAGUGUCCGUCUGUUUACGUCGUCGCGGGGGACACUUUGUUUAACGCGAGCAAGCGAGGAUACACAGCGCACCCGGAUCCGAGAACUCAUCUCCUGGGAUCGACUCGUUCACUCGUCUUUCGUGGAAGAGCUCAGCAGUGCGGACGCGCGCGCGCGCUCUCUCUCUCUCUCUCUCUCUCUGUGUCUCGCAGCAGGAUGAUCAUAACCUCAAAGUCGCGAGCGCCGAGCUUCACCUGGCAGGUAUAGCUGCGCCGCCGCUUACCUGUGUUACGCAUAAUACACUCCCCGUGUUAAGCUUCGGAGGAUGAGGACGACUACGACGAGGAGCAAAGACCGAAGCUAAGAGAGAAGACGAAUCAGGAUCCUCCUAUUCUGAUACGUACAGUGUGCUACAGGUGUGACAAGUGCGAGAGUUGUAAGCGUAUGAAUAUACAGGGAUCUCCUCGUGGUGCUCCGCGUCUCUAUACGUAUAAAGUGUGAUCGAUUAUUCUCGAAGGAGAGAAAGAUACACGGUAGAGCCAGAUAAAGGCAGCAGGAUGCAAGUGACCGGCGGCGCGAUGGGACCGACGCACCUGGUGGCCCUCUACGUGGCCACGGCCGGCCUACAGGGCAACGCGCUCGGCAGCGACGAGGAGGAAAUUACGCUGCUCGUUUACGUGCUCAUCGACGCGCUGCAGAACAAAGUGAUGGGCAGGCAGCAGUACAUAGUGAAGCCCAUGGCCAUGGAGGAGGCGGAGAGCAACGGUAGCACCGGAAGUGAUAACCCGGCUGUUGCCGGAAGCAGCGGCGGCGUGAGCCAAGCGGCCCUCGUUCACGCCCCAACCUUGACCGAGCAGACCCUUAGAGAGCACGGAAUUCCUCUCCACCAGGCCAUCCAACAGUUCGAGACAUGGUGGUCGUCGCUGACGUGCGUGGCGGCGGGCAGCACACCGCGCUUCGUCGUCGACGGACAGGCGCCGCUGAGGCAGUGCCUCCACCCGCAGGCCUGCAACAAGAACAUCGACCUGCCCAGCCACUACAGCGUCUUCCACGACCUCAGGAAGGAGUUCUCCGCGUGCUACUCUACCAACGACGAGCUGUCCUUACUCAGCAUCCAGGACAUGAUGCAAUACUUUAACCUGCCGACCGACGAGGAGAACGAUUACCACGUGAAGGAGAUCCAGGACAUGAUCGCCGUCAUUCAGAGGAUGAUAAAGGACGGACACGUUUUCGAGAAUCCGGAAGUAGUGAACCUCGUACUGGAACCUGGUAUAUGCUCGAAAGAUGAGAAAGUAGACAGCAACUGCGUAGUCAGAGCUCGAGGACUUCCCUGGCAAUCGUCUGACCAGGACGUCGCGAAAUUCUUCCGAGGACUGAAUGUGGCAAAGGGUGGCGUGGCUCUGUGUCUGAGCGCGCAAGGCAGGCGCAACGGUGAGGCUCUGGUACGUUUCGUGAGCAAGGAGCACAGAGACAUGGCGCUCAAGAGGCACAAGCACCACAUCGACCAGCGUUACAUCGAGGUCUACAAGGCUUUGGGCGAGGACUUCGUCUCGGUAGCCGGCGGUACCAAUGGAGAGGCUCACGCCUUCCUGUCGCGCGGAGCUCAGGUCAUCGUCAGGAUGCGAGGUCUGCCCUACGACUGCACCGCCAAGCAAGUGUUGGAGUUUUUCCUGACUGGACAGAAGCCCUGUCAAGUGCUGGAUGGAGAGGACGGAGUUUUGUUCGUUAAGAAGGCCGACGGCAGAGCCACCGGGGACGCGUUCGUGCUCUUUGCCCAGGAGGAGGAUGCGGCGAAAGCUCUCAGCAAGCACAGAGACUGCAUUGGGAGCAGAUACAUCGAGCUGUUCCGGAGUACGACGGCAGAGGUUCAGCAGGUAUUGAAUAGAGUCAGUGACAUAAAACCGUUUGAGAGAACGAUAAUGCAGCCGCUUCCUCCCCUACCUCUUCCGCAACACUUCAUCACGUCCGGGACUCGCAAGGAUUGCGUUCGUCUGCGAGGACUUCCGUAUGAGGCCCUCGUCGAGCAUAUUCUCGAGUUCAUGGGAGAGCAUUCGAAAAAUAUCGAGUAUCAGGGUGUUCAUAUGGUUUUCAACGCUCAGGGUCAACCCUCGGGCGAGGCCUUCAUUCAGAUGAACAGCGAGGCGGCUGCGUAUGUGUGUGCCUCUCAGCGCCAUCACCGCUACAUGAUCUACGGCAAGAAACAGCGCUACAUCGAGGUCUUCCAAUGCAGCGGCGAAGACAUGAAUAUGGUGUUGACAGGCACUCAUCUACCGGGUAAGGCUCUGCUGUCACCCGGUUCACUGACCGCCGCUGGCGGUGGGCAAGGCCCUGUGCCACCGGCUCCAGCUCAGGUGCCGGUGCCCGCUCCCCAGUCCUCCGCGCCCCUCUGGGAUAUUCACGCCUUCGUACAGGCCCAGGCCCAAGCUCAAGCUCAGGUUCAAGCCCAAGCUCAGGCUCAGGCAGCGCAAGCACAAGCGCAAGCUGCUCAAGCCCAAGCGGCUCAGGCCCAGGCUUUCAGACAGCAAGAUCUCUGGCUGAUGGCCUUGGCCCAGAAUGGUGCUAGUGCCGGCUCCUCGCCUGCCUCGCCCACAUCAACCAGUAAAGCUCUCGCGUUGCCCUCCAAUGUUCAAGCCCAGCAUCAACAUCCUCACCACCCGAGUUUGGGCCCGGCUUACAGCCACGAGCAGCAACUUCAUGCCCAAGCUGUAGCUCAGCAUGCCGCAGUUGCCAAUUCCGCGCCUCUGCUCUUCUUCAACAUGCCCUCGCACAGGAUUCCGUUGCUCAGGGCACAUGCACCUCCCGGUUUUCUAGCUCCCUCUAUGAUUCCCGGCGCCCCUAUCAAUCCCGCCGCUCUUCUGGGUUUGAAGAGAUCGUGGGACUCUGCCUUCCCUGCAGAAACUGCCGCUGCGGCACCAAAACGUGCUGCCUGGCAGACACCUGCAGCCGCAUUUCAUGCGACUCAAACAGCCGCUCCGACUCUCUAUCCCGCUCAGUUCUUCCCACAGAUUUAAGUUGGAAUUGUAGAUCAUUCAGUUCGCUUGGAACUAACCAGAAGUUUAUCACUUUGAUUUUGACUGGGCUUGUUACUUUUUCUUCCUUAUUUCGAAUUUAUUGGAACCCGUACUUAAAUAAACGAUACGGAGUGUUCUCCAAUCUAUCAUUACUUACGGUAUAUUCAAUACCCAGUUCAAAAAUAAUUACAAAGAUAUUCUACUAAAAAUGAUCAUUCAUAAAACUAUUUAAUAGUGGAUAUAAGUUUAAGCCAAUAGUGGUACAACAUAUAAAGUUCUAUUGUCCAUUUAUUACUAGUAGUUGUUCGUUAUAAAAUUAUAUAAAUAGGUGUAAUUAUUUUUCUGAUAGUUUACAAACAAAUUGCAGCACUCUAUUUUUAUGGAGACUAGAAGUAGAAUUUUUAGAGCUGGUACUUAAUCCAUGAAUUGAACUACGUCAUACUUUCUCUUUAUCACAUUCAGAAUAAUAAAUUUUGAAAGUGAUAAAACUGUAGAUUUUCUUAGUAAUUUUGAUACACCAGUUUACACAAUCAUGCCUAUCGGAAGUUUUAUUACCUGAAACUGUCCUGAACUGUUUGUUGUAGGACACUUUUGAUCUACAAAAAAUCAUUGUACUUUUUUUUUUAAAUAUGGCUUUUGCCAUAUAAUGAUGCCGACUAAGUGCCUUUACAUGUCGAUAUUUUCCUUUAAAGUGAUAAAAUGAAGUACUUAUAAAAUUGAUAAUUCCUUAUGAUAGAUACCGGCCGUAACUUUUCUUACAGUCUACUCUAUUUACUGUAUAUUUAUUUUCUAUAACUGUAAUUAUUUUGUAUAGUAUAGAGAGAGUAAUUUAACUGUUGUCUUCUUAACAGUCUGUUACAUUUGAAAAAUUUCUAUUCUUCGAGAUAUUUCAAAAUCUUUGAAUCGAUUACUUUUUCAAAGUAACGAGAAUACAAGAGUUUCUUGUAGUUUAGUUCUGUAAAUAAAGCAUAUAUCUUUGAAUCGACAAUAUAAUAGUUUAUAGCUUUAUUAUAUAUACAUAUAUAUGAAAAAUCUAUAUUGUAUGUAUAUAUUUUGCUACGUAUAUUUUUCUAUGUAUUUAGAUUAGAAAUCAAGCGUGGAUCCCAUCCAUCUUUGAAAUUAGCGAAAAGUUAGAGCAAAGCUUGGAUAUAGAGCAAUCCUGAAUAAGAGCUCUGUCUGUCACACUCGACCCCAAUAAGCGAAGGUGAUGAUUUCCCAAGGUGCUUCAUUCCCUCGAAACGAUCCUUUGUCCUCUCCUUCUCGGUAUACCUGACUCGCGACCCCAUCAUUGCGACAAUUCAUUUAUAUAAGCAAAAAGCACAAAAAAGACAACUUAGAGUACAAAGGCGAAGGGACGCAAAGGUUGAUAAUAUUUUUUUCUUAUAGUUAUAGAUAUACACACGAUGAAUAUAUACAUAUAUAUGUAGGCGUUGUAAGUCGCGUAUAAGCUUAAGGGCAGUACUGAGGAUGCGAGAGUACCGGACCAAUCAUAUACGAUAAACAUUCCUAUGAUGCAUAUCCUAGAGUUUUUUUGACGCGUCUUUAUCUUCCCUUGACUUUAACGAUUCAUCCGGUACUCCGACAGAAUCAGUAGUCCCAAAAUUGUUUUCCUUUUAUAAGCACGAGCCUCACAUUCCAAUCGAUGCUUGACCUUCAUUUCCUUGCCAAUGACAAAUAUUCGAACUAGUUGCAUUCAUAAUCCAUGAAAUAGUCAUACGGCGGAUCCCAAUCAUGUUUUUCUUUGCUCUAUAAUGAAAUCUCUUUUUUAGCUGUAAUAAAAGCCUAUCAACCAAGCGGUGAUGCGUAUCGAACGUUAGUAAAGUGCCGUAUAGCCAUGGAAAAGUAUGUUUUGAUUUGAAAAUCGAACGACAUUGCCGCUCGGUAUUCGAUAUGGUAUUGACGAAUAAAUGCAUGGACUGGGAUGUGGAGGUGUGUUCACUUUAACUACACUAGUUUCUCGCCGUCUCUGCGAUAAGAAACGCGCGAAAAUUGUUCGUGGCCAAUAUAACGCUUGUCGACUCCUUACUGUUAUAACUUGAAAUGAACACGCGCUGACGAUCGCAAAAUUGCCGAUCAUACGUAUACAUUGCAGACCGCUAUAGUGUUCGUCCUUAAGCACCUAAUGUAUUUAUAUAAGUGCUCAUGACAUUCGUCGAGUAAAGCCGUUUUGUUGAUCUUGAAAUGUUAGAUUUGAGAAAAAAUAUUUUACAAUUUUUAUUACACAUCGGCUUUGCUCAACAGAAGCUAUAAGGGACAAAAUCGUAAAUUGUACCUUAACAGUCAAAACUCAAUGUAAAUUAACAUUUCUUGGUGAUUAAAUAUGUAUACGAAGUCGUGGCUUGGAAUAUAUAGUUAUACGACGGUGACGAACGAAUUGAGUUUUGACUCUAAAAAGGAACGGUAUAUUAAAAAAAAAAGAAUAACCUUCUUGAAACGAAAAAAGAAAUCAUGGUUUCGCUAUAUUAUAAGAUACAUUUCGAAGAUAUAUAUGAAUUCCGUUUACUGAAAAGAUUUAUGAAAGAGUGAGAAAAUGUUAAUUAAGUGCGUGGCAAUCGAUAUUACUUCUUAUAAUUAUAUAUUAAUAUCUCACCACAUGAAAAAAAAAUCAAUUUAAAAUUUAGUCGAUACCGAGUAAUAAAUCAUUCCGACGAACACAAGUACUGAUAGGCAUACCUAGUAAUAAGAACGAUCGACCAGCAUGUUAUUGUUCGAUCUAGGACCAUCAGUUUUUUCCGUAAAAUCAAUCGUGUGUUCGAUUGGACAAUAAGUAAUUGCAUCGCGUGAUCAGUUGUCAAUACUAUACAUGCACAAAUUGGCGAAUUGUACAUAAUUAAGUUAAUUAAGCUUUCCGUAUUUGCAAAUCGUUAAGUUUUUUUCGUCUAAUAAGUAGAGGUGGUAAUAAUCCUGUUAACGAUUGCUAAAUCGCGUUCUAAUCAAGGAUGCACGCCAUUGUCAGUGAUUUUGUCAGUGGUGAAGCUUUUUUUCUCUCAAAGAUAUGACAGAAUCAGUGGUUUUGGGUGUAAGUGUGUUUUUUGUUUUGUGAUGCUUUCAUUUUGCUCAUAGACAGAUUCAGAACCCACGCAGUGAUUAACAUAAUAUUAGUAAGAUAUACAGAUGACGAAUAUAUAAUCGAAAUGAAAGAAUUUGAGUUAUCAGCAUAAUGAAAUCGUCACACCAAAGUAGAAUUGUUGGCUUUCGCCGAGUCUGCGCGGCAGUGUCUUGUGCAGAGACUCUUAUUUUUUGCCUUGAAAACAAGAACUUCUUUUACGUGUACUAACUUUUCACUCCAGACCUCAGUAAACUGUGCUAGAUGUGUUGUCUGGUGAUAUGGUGGCUAACAUUUGGUUUAUCGUGAUUGGAAUGUGGUUUAAACAUGAUUAAUUUCAUUUUGCUAUAUCUAUAUACAUAGAAAAAAUUAAUUUUGACAUUGCAAUAAUUAUAUUGUGUUUGGACCACAGGACACGUUUUUCUAUAUCUAUCAGUCCACAUACUUGGAGCGUUUAGCGCAGAAAUGACUUUCAGAAAUAAGGGGAUAAAGUGAUGAAGCAACACAAAUUUACUUCACAUUCCGGGUUUCACACACAAGCUUCUGCCUUUGCCUUCUCGCGAAAGCUAACCUCGUCGAUGCAUUUUUCAAACAAAAAUAGCACUACGCGGUUGGGAAAACGAUGAAAUGUUUAUAAGCGCCUCGACACAAUAUAAUACAAACGAUGGGGCACCUCUUCCAUUAUUUUUUAUUGUGAUGAGCGAAUCUACGAAAUAGAGAGAAAGCCUCCUUGAUAGAUACACAUAUAUUUACAAGAAUAGAUAUAUAUAUUUCAUAUAUAUAUACAUAUAUACAUAUAUACUUUAUAUACGUACCUUUUUUUCGCAGAGCAAAAUCGGUCUUUCUUGUAACGCGCAUAUAUGCAGUAAAAAACGAAAACCGAUACACUCAUGGACAUAUAUAGAACACACGUUUAUUACCUACUGUAUACUCUUUGUAUAUCGAUGAUUAUAAUCAAUAAUCAUGUUUUAAUAAAUGUACUCGUGUCUCGUGGA